Somion occarium is the source of this 3373-nucleotide messenger RNA. The record is from the annotation of a GenBank genome assembly. Lineage: Eukaryota; Fungi; Basidiomycota; Agaricomycetes; Polyporales; Cerrenaceae.
GACUAGCUCUUGCCCUCAACCACAUACCUACAUCUUGGUCGUGUGUUUGAAACCAUUGCGUUCUAAUCAUCCUCGUUUUGAGUGUAUACAUGUAAUAACGACAGCGUUCAAAGUCUUCUAUACCCGGGCUACGGUGCCCAUUAACGUUAUACACGGCUACCAGCGGAAGGUUCUGAUAGCGACUCCACUCACACGCGAAUUCGCGUUCGAACAGUAUACUACAGCCUCCGGCAAGACCAUUCUUUUCUCUUGUCGCCAUGUCUGACUUCUCGGACACGGUUAUGGAAGUCGCGAUAGCUGCGCUGUGGAGGAGGGAGGCUCCAGAGCAGGGUGGCCUUUUGAAUGGACAAGAUCCGUCCGCGUUCAAUAGUACAGAUCCUCUAAGACUUUGGAUCAUUCAAGUGGGUGUUAUUAUCUUAACUACUCAGCUACUUGCACUUGGCCUUCGGAAAAUCCGUCAACCAAAAGUCAUCGCAGAGGUCAUCGGCGGGAUCAUCUUAGGACCCACUGCAUUUGGUCGCAUUCCUGGUUUCACACAGCAUAUAUUCCCCCAAGAUUCUCGCCCUUACCUGUCUUUAGUGGCGAAUAUUGGCCUCUGUCUCUUCCUGUUCCUUGUUGGACUUGAGAUUGAUUCGGAAGUAAUCAAGCGGAAUGCCCGUCUAUCGGCCGCUGUUGCUUUUGCGGGUAUGUUACUGCCCUUCGGCUUGGGUGCAGCCUUGUCUGUACCGCUGUACAACACAUUCAUCGAUCAGUCUGUGAGAUUCACGCAUUUCAUGCUGUUCACUGGCGUUGCGUUCUCUAUAACAGCUUUCCCAGUUCUUUGUCGUAUCCUUACAGAACUCAAACUUCUUGACACCACGGUUGGAAUCGUCGUGCUCUCCGCUGGGGUGGGUAAUGACAUUAUUGGAUGGACGCUUCUUGCCCUCUCUGUCGCGCUUGUCAACGCCGGAUCAGGGCUCACGGCCCUUUGGAUCCUGCUCGCUUGCGCAGGAUGGACCCUAUUACUUCUGAUACCCAUCAGGAUCGCGCUCCGCUGGCUUGCAAGGCGCACGGGUUCAAUCGAGAAUGGACCCACGAUAUUCUUCAUGACCGUUACUAUUCUGAUUCUCUUCGGUUCCGCGUUUAUGACGGAUAUCAUCGGUGUUCAUGCUAUUUUCGGUGCAUUCUUGGCAGGAAUCAUUGUUCCUCGCGAAGGCGGUCUUGCAAUUGCCCUCACGGAAAAGCUGGAAGACAUGGCAUCUAUUCUCUUCUUGCCCCUCUAUUUCACACUGUCCGGUUUGUCCACUGACCUGGGUCUCCUGAACAAUGGAAUCACUUGGGGUUAUACUGUUGCCAUCUGCACUCUGGCGUACUUCGGCAAGUUCGCAGGAUGCACGAUCGCUGCCCGAUACUCCGGUUUCACAUGGCGUGAGGCUAGCACUAUUGGUAGUUUGAUGAGUUGCAAAGGACUGGUUGAGCUGAUUGUACUCAAUGUUGGUCUCUCAGCUGGGAUCCUCUCCCAACGAGUCUUCUCCAUGUUUGUUUUGGAGGCGCUCCUUCUCACUUUCAUGACCACGCCCGCGGUCACAUUUCUAUACCCUCCGAAAAUGCGUGUACGCGUUGAUGCCGCAGGCCCCAAUUUCGCCAAUGUCGGGGAUGGCGACGACCUUGGAGAAGAACACAGCACCUCACGAUGUGGACAUGAUGAUGAGUUGGAAAGGAAGGAGCGCUUCCUGGUCGUAUUAGAUCGUCUCGAGCAUCUCCCCGGUAUUAUGGCGCUCACUCAGUUGAUUCAAUCCCCUCCUGCAUACUCUGAGACAGACCCUCAUCCCCUCUUCGAACCCUCUGGGUCGGACGAUCAUAAUAGGCGUUCAGCGUCGUUGAAAGCAGUUGAUCGUUCGGAGUCGUAUCAUAUUUCUCUUUCCGCUUUGCGUCUCAUUGAGCUGAAUGACCGUACUUCUGCCAUCAUGAAAUACUCGUCUUUCUCUGCGGAGACCCUGGUCCACACAGAUCCAUUGCUGUCAAUCUUUAGAGCCUUUCUCGAACUUACCGGAAGUGGAGGAGGAAUGGGUAGCGAAGUGAAGAUGGUUUCUUACGAAGGUUUAGCACCUUGCGUCACGGACCAAGCCAAACGUCAAGGAAGCCAGAUGGUCCUCCUCCCUUGGGUACCUGCACAACAAGCACAAUCGCCUACUGAAACGCAUGCUGGUACAUCAAAUGAGCCCGUUAAUCCUCGUGCUGCCACCAAUAAUCCUUUUGAGGCCCUGUUCAAAGCCGGUGGUGUCGGCUCGAGCGCUGCUGGUGGGACAUCAACCUCUGCUCUGCAUUCUCACUUCAUACGGGGUGUCUUUGCCCAGGCUGAAGUUGACGUUGCGCUAUACAUCGAUCAGAAUCAUCAGUCGUCGCAUGACUCGUCACCCAUCGCCAAGUCUUUACCUGGUGGAAGGCAGCAUAUAUUCCUUCCGUUCUUUGGUGGCCCCGAUGAUAGACUCGCUGUGGAGUUUGUCGUUCAGAUCUGCGCCUCAAACCCUAGGGUGAGCGCCACGGUGGUUAGGUUUGUCAGCAGAGAAGAUGGUAUUGCAUCGAUAAGUUCCAUCGAGAAACCGCAGACGGCUCAUACAAGAGAUGAUCAGCCUCGGCACCAGAACAUCUUCACUGUAGCUUCGGCCACUGAGACUAUCUUCCCGGACACCGUCUAUGUCCAAGCUUCUACGCAAACCCGACUACAGUCUGAAACUGCCGACAGCUUGCUCUGGAGCAGGUACGCGCAGCCACUAUCUACAGAAGUGCCAUUACCUCGUAUGUCCUUCGACACUAUCACUACGCCAGCACCUUUGCAUUCAGUCAUUGGCCAUUUCACUUCAUUGCGCUCUGACCUUUUAGAUGUACAACGUCGAGAUGGAAGCAAGUCGCGUCUCUUAGUGGUAUGUGGACGAUCCAGGAGGCUGGCAGUAGAGAACCACCAUAUCGAACUCCAUUCAAUCAUGGAAGAAUACGGAACCGCCGCCUAUGGCGCAGAAGUUCGGAAGACCGUUGGGGAUAUCGGCGCUGCUGUUAUCCUCUCAAGAUGUCAUGCCAGUGUUACUGUCUUACAAGCUGCACGCCCUCUUUGAAUCAGGACCACAUUUUCUUUUGUUACGAAUCUCAUGACUUUCAUCAUGAAUACUAGAUCACGUCCACUUUUAUACCCUCCAACAACUGAUACCUGUCAAACAAUAUUCUGACUCCAUUCGAUGCCCGCGCAAUGUAUUUGUAUGGUUGUGAUGAGCGCUAGCUCUGUGGUCGACAUCGUUCUGCCUUGUAUAAUCGGCUGUAUAUCAAUGUGCAUAGUCGCCUUGCUAUCGCACCCACCGUCGAAACUAUUCAAGAUUUAGCCUGAUGCAGUGAUUGACCC